GAGCUAUAGCCGAGCCGGACUGCGCUUCCUUCCUCCUUCGACGGUGUCACAGAAGGCGCAGAUAGCCACCAGCUCCGCUGUAAGCCACGCCGAGGCAGGCCAUGGAGUACGAAGCGCCGCCCAGGAAGAAGCGGGUGCAGCUAAGCUGCGAGCCGUGCCGUCGCUCCAAGCUCAAGUGCGACCGGCGUGGGCCCCUCUGCUCGACGUGCGAGCGCAGGUGCAUCCCCGAGUCACGGUGCCGCUACGACAGCGCAAGCGCCCCAGUCCGAGCUAGCACAAGCAGCAGCAGCAGCAGCAGUGGUGGUGGUGGUGGUGGUGGUGGUGGUGUAGGCAGCAGUGGUACUGGCGUCGGGAUUGGCGCCGCUCCUGGCCGUGCGACGCCCGCAUCGUCGACACUCGCAGGCUCGCCGGCAGGACCGCUGCUGGACGGCGAGGACUCGCUGGCCGGGGCUGUGCGCGAGGCGAGGGAGCUGCUGCCCCGCCACCCGUCGCAGCUCGACGCCAUCCUCGAGGUGCACUCGGUCCACGUCAACCCGACGCUGCCCACGUACGACACCGAGGCCAUGCACCAGUGGGCCCGCCAGCUGUACCUCCCAAGUCACGCCUCCAAGCCGGCUGCUGCCGACGCCGAGGACAGCGACGAGGCGACGCGGCUCGCGUGGGUCUGCGCCGUCAUGGCCGCCGUGUACGAGGUCGUCGCCCCGAUCCGGCUCAUUCUCUGGGGCAUUGUCGACGACGACGCCGAGUCGGUGCCCGAGCUGACGCGGCGCUGCAUCCGCUCGUCGUCCGACUGCUUCCGCGCCGCCCUGGCCGCGGGCUGCAGCACACGCCACCUCGCCCAGGCCGGCAUCUCGCUCCUGUCGACGCCCUGGAUCUCCUUUUCGCCCGCGCGCCGCUCCGCCAUCCUCGACGCAUGCAUCCGCAUUGCCCGCCGCCUGGGCCUCGACAGCCUGGGCCGUGGCGACGACGUGCACGAGGACCGGGAGCGCGUGACGGGACGCGCCCUCUGGCUCGCCCUUGUGGCCGCCGACUGGGACGCAGCGCCGUUCAACGGCAGCUUCACCAUCUUUCCUUCGACGUUCACCUCCGAGUGGUGCUUGGACAUGGAUACUGUCCAGCGCGACGAGCAACACUCCGACCCGGCCUGGCUCGAGGACCGGCUGCGGAUGUGCAUGUGGCCCUGGUUCAUCCGCAUCGCCACGGCGGCCCGGCUGCUGUGUGAGGCCGGCGUCAACGAUGCGAUGCGGCGCAACGACGUCGACUACGGCGCCGUGCUGCGCCUCGAUGCUAAAAUUCAAGCCUACCUCGACGUGCUGCCCGAGUACCUGCGCGUCGACGUCAAGCGCGAGAUGCGCCGCGACGGGUCCAACGAGCGGCUCAAGAAGCGCCUCGCGCUGCGCAUCCAGUCGUGCCACAUCGCCAGCGGUUUUCACGGCACCCUCCUCUCGCUCCACCUACCUUACCUCAUCAAGGGCUACACCGACCCGCUCUCGGCCCAGGUCGCCUCCGUCGACCGCGCCGUGCUCAUGGCUGGCUUCAUCGCAAAGGGCACCCAGCGCAUGGCGCAAAAGAGCCUGCUCAUGGACCGCACCUGGCGCUUCCGCCACCGCGUCUUCCAGGCCGGCCUCGUCCUGCUUCUUGAUCUGCUUCUCCUCUCCCGGCCGACGAGCCGCGAGACGAGCGAGAAGCUGGCCUUUAUCAUCGACGCCCUGGGCGACGUGCCCCGCCAGGUGGGCCAGGCAGACCUCUCGGGCCGCCGCCUGAAGCGGCUCCUCGUCGACGGCAUCAAGAACCGGGGCUCGGGCCGGCCCAUUGUCAUGUUUGAGGACUGCGUGGCCGAGUACGCCGGUCGGGUGUAUCGCGACCCGCCGCCGGCGGCGCCUGCAAAAAAGCCUUCCUUUGCUGCAGCGACAACGACGUCGGCUCCAAUCACCAUGUCCUUCACUACCGCACUACCCACGCCGCCGAUGACCAUGCAUGCGUCGCCACCGCUCGACUCGUCAGCCCUGCUCGACAGCCUCCUGGCGUUUACCGCCUCGGACGAGGCCGGCCCUUCGGUCGAGGACAUUCUCUCGGAUCCGUUUUUGUUUGGCCUGUAAUUUUAAGCUUGCAAUCUCCGACUGAUUUCCGACGCGAUGUCCGACGCGUCUCCGUGCGCUGCUCAGCACGGUGCCUGCGCUGUGGUCGUCAUGGUGCCAUAUAAAUAAGGGCCCGGCCGCCGACAGUCCUUCUAGCUGAUGAUCCUGCCA
This is a messenger RNA of Acaromyces ingoldii, 2249 nucleotides long. RefSeq lists its product as hypothetical. Bases 102 to 2099 code for a protein of 665 amino acids. Lineage: Eukaryota; Fungi; Basidiomycota; Exobasidiomycetes; Exobasidiales; Cryptobasidiaceae. The transcript has a single exon. Gene Ontology annotation, molecular function: zinc ion binding; DNA-binding transcription factor activity, RNA polymerase II-specific. The record is from RefSeq and is a predicted model, not a curated record. Gene Ontology annotation, biological process: regulation of DNA-templated transcription.